UUUUUGUUUCCUCACCUGUCAGUUCUGACACUGUGCGAGUGUUCAUCCUCGUCUCUUUGGCUGUUUACCAGAAACAGGUCUUCUCUUAUCAAGAAUAAAUGAUCGCGCUGUGUGCUCGGCUGACACCGGACUGAGGACAGCAUCCAAAGCGGUCAUCUAGCUGCUACAGCGUAGGCCUGUGCAAGCAUGGAGCCUCUGGCAGUGGAUGAUGACAUCUGUAUUCUGAAACACGAGACAGCCUUCACCACCUCCGGCGAGAGCCCAGUAUCUGUGUGUGCUGGCGACGAGUCUGUCGCUUCCCACUUUGCCCUGGUCACAGCCUAUGAGGACAUCAAGAAGAGGCUGAGAGACACGGAGCGAGAGAAUACUCUGCUAAGGAAGAGGGUCAAGCAGCUGGAGGAUAAGCUCUUCAGGCCCGAUGCACCUCCAUCAGAGGGUCCCCAGUAUGUGAAUAAGGCCUUCAGUGCUUACCGAGGUAUCUAUAUAGAGAAGGAAGAUCUGCAGAUGGAGCUGAACAAACUGAAAAAGGAGAAGAGUGAGAGUGAGAGGUUGCUGAUGGAGCAGCUCCAGGCCAAAGAGUGGGAGCUGCUGCAGCUGAGGACAGAAAUGGAUACCAGCCAAGGUACAGUGAUGAAGAGCCUGAACAGCCCUCAGGAUUACUGGCAGGUGGACAGGGUCAGCACUGAGCUGAAGAUCCACAAACUACAGGAGGAGCUUGAGAGAGUGACACUGGAAAACAGCAGACUGCUGGAGAGAGGUGGGGAGGAACCCCACGGCCUUAAUGGACCAGACUUGGGCCUGACCUGUGACACAAAGUUUAAUGCAAGUGAGAGGAACAUGCAGCAGAUGUGCCAGGCUUUGAACAGUGAGGUCAAUCGUCUCGUCUCGGAGCUGAAGCACCAAUCAGGCCUGAUCAGUAAACUCAGGCCGCUGAUCAACGAAACAAGACAAGCUUCCUCAACAGUUCCAAUCCAGUGUCUGGAUGACGUAGAAAAGAACAACCACCCAGGUCCUCGGGCGUCCGUCCCUCGUCCCCCUAGUGCCCCCCCACUCCCCUCGUGUUCUGGACGUCCCUGCCCUCCUGUCGGUGGCCCAUCGGGCCCCCUGUUGCCAGACAGCCUGAAGGAGGACUGCUGGUACAAUGGACCCUGGCCCUCACAUAGCUGUUCAGAAGAGGCUUUAGCUGGCAGUAAUGCCGUCCUGCCCCCGCCGCCCUUAAACCAAGCUUCCCUGGACGAGAGCUCCAGGUCCUUCCCUAGUCCUCCCAAGCCCAGUGACGCCAUAUUCUGGGAGGGACACUCUGCUGCAUCCAGCUCCUCAUCACUUAUGGGAAACAGCAGUCCUAGGAGCCCUCCUAACACUGAGUGGGCAAAGCCCUAUUGAGAGCAGCUUUGACCGGAUAAUAGAUGAUUAUGAAAUAGUUUGCAGUUGGAUGGAUGACUUGACUCUGCAACCCUGCCACAUAGCUACCACCUAACCUGCCUUAAGCUGAUUAGACCACUCCCCUGGCCUGGACCUACUGGUUGUGGGAACUAACUGAAACCAGAGGAAGCCUUUCAGAGGUGAGAACUCUGCACACCUGCUGAUUUCUCUGCUCACUGCACUGGUGAACUUAUCUGACCAUGCAGAGGGUAGGUUGAGGAGAGAGAGGCCCUCAGUAGAAUCUAAAGUUUUUUCUGUGAGUGUGUGUCCUUGUGUGCACAUGAUUCAAAGUGUGUCCCAGCGCGCAUACGAGCAAUUUAACUUCAGUGUGUGCAUGUGCGCACAUUAAAAAGCGCGUGCCUGUGUUUGCAGAUCAGUGUGCGGGCAUCUCUUGCCUACCAGUUAUCUGCAUCUCAUCAUAAUGAACCCAGUAGGGCUCAAAGAGCCUCUUUUCUUCAUUCAUUAUGCGGCCACAGCUGGACACACAGCAGAAUACUUUGUAAAACUGUAUUCAGUAAAAUGCAGGUCUUUUUACAUUUGAUCGCUGUAUAGUAUUCAAGGUCCCAUGUAUGUCUUGUGGUCAUGUGAAGAAACUGUGUAGGUGCAAGGUUUUUGAUCCAAAUUUUAAAGGCUACCAAAUAAACCCGUCUUUUCUCAAUUGUUUUCAUAUCAGUCCGUACACAUCAUUAUCCAAGAAGCUAUGCUUACCAAAUCAUUUUUGAGAAUGCAGUCACAAUGUUUGGAUUUAUGAGAUUAAUGAGUCGCAAAUAAUAAACUUUUAUCUUAUGGUGUGUCGCUAUCUGAAAUAGAACAUAAUCCACGGGGGCACAAGAACAACUGUUCUCACAGAAAUUUCACAACUCCUGCAAACCUGUAUAAGCCUGCCUGUUAUCACAUAUUCAGUUUUCGAAUUCUGUUGGAAGGGGACAUGUAUAUGUAAUGCUGUGAGUUGUUGGGUGUUUUUCUUUCAGUUUUUUUUUUCCCGUUAAGGACUCGUGGAAUAGAAUUCAUAAACUCCUCUGUAUUUCUGAAACCUGAUUAGGUUUGUGGAGAUUUUGAACAAUAACAAAUGUAUUCUAAACUCUGUACUGUGCUGGUGUUAAGCUAUGACACAUCCGUUUGGCAGUAUGAGGUUCUCUUUGAUUUCUAUUUUUUACAAAUAAACUGAAGGAUGUACAAAAGAAACACACAUUAUAAACAGUACACAACAUACAUAAAUGGAAGAAUGUGCAUAUCUGUAUAAAUGUAAAUGGUGGGCUUCAGUUCUCUGCCACGCUGUUUUGCACUCCAAAACAUAUAUAUAUUGUUUGUGGUUAUUUUCCUCCCUCGCCCUAAGACGUCUGAUGUGUCUGCAAUGGUGGCAACUUAAUAAGUGCAUUAACAUGCAGAAAUGUGCAAAAGUGACUUGACAAAUAGGUGCACAAAGCACAAAGGGCACGUAUCAUUGAAAAAAAUGCAUUUUCUUCUUUUUUUGUUUAUGAUAACUGUGGUCUUUUUGUUCAUUCAUUUUUCAAGAAUUGUUCUUUUACAGCAGUAGUUUCAUACUUCUGUAAACGACUUGCAAACCAAAAUGCAAUGUACAGUAGAUACGGAUUAUAUUUUAGAUUUACUGCACUUCAGACUGUUUGUAAAUAUGAUCAAUUAAACAAAUGAAAAGGAA
Messenger RNA from Solea senegalensis (Senegalese sole), 3082 nucleotides. It is a transcript of the gene azi2, whose product is annotated as 5-azacytidine induced 2. The record is from RefSeq and is a predicted model, not a curated record. NCBI's taxonomy places the organism in Eukaryota, Metazoa, Chordata, Actinopteri, Pleuronectiformes, Soleidae. Bases 187 to 1383 code for a protein of 398 amino acids. Gene Ontology annotation, cellular component: cytoplasm. The transcript has 8 exons. Gene Ontology annotation, biological process: canonical NF-kappaB signal transduction.